AUGAAGAAAGAGUUCUGCUGUUGCUGCCCAUGCCUGAUCCCCAGCAGGAAAACCGCUCGUUUCUACCUGCUCUUUGUGCUUAUUGCUCUUUACAUGCUGGCUGGUGCUGCCAUAUUUUCUUCCCUGGAGAGACCAGCGGAGCUACAGGCCCACCAGCUCUGGGAAAAGAGGCUAAGGGACUUCAGUUAUGAACAUAACAUUAGUUGUGAAGACCUGAAAUCUCUGUUGCACCACUAUGAGGAAGCUCGGACUGCUGGCAUACGGACAGAACAAGGCAGAGCGCUAUGGGACAUCCCAGGAGCUUUCUACUUUGUGGGAACUGUAGUCUCCACUAUUGGAUUUGGAGUGACGGCCCCAUCCACCGUGACAGGAAAGGUCUUGCUUGUUUUCUAUGGGUUGCUGGGCUGCUCUGCUACCAUACUGUUCUUCAAUCUCUUCCUGGAGAGAGUCAUAACCGUACUGAGCCUCCUGACUUUCUGGUGCCACAAAAGGCGAACUGGACAUGGCGGACUGGAGGGCAGAGCCAGUGAAGGAAACAAAAUUGAAGAUCGGAAACCAUCUGUGUAUCAAGUCACACUCAUCCUUUUUGUUGCUGUUCUGCUGGUUGCAUGUGGUGCUGCCGCUCUCUAUUCAGCCAUGGAGGGCUGGACUUACUUCGAGUCGCUCUACUUCUGCUUUGUGGCAUUCAGCACAGUGGGCUUUGGGGACUUUGUCAGUGGCCAAAGAGAGCAUCAUGAGGACACCCGGGCGUACCAGGUUGCAAACUGUCUCCUGAUGCUCUUGGGAGUGUGCUGCACUUACUCCCUCUUUAAUGCCAUCUCUGUGAUCAUCAAACAGGGACUGAACUGGAUGCUGAUGACACUCGCCUGGAUAACAGACAUAAACAAGAAGCCAUUCAUUUAUCUCAACACGGAGGAAUGA
Messenger RNA from Larimichthys crocea (large yellow croaker), 921 nucleotides. It is a transcript of the gene kcnk20, whose product is annotated as potassium channel subfamily K member 13. Bases 1 to 921 code for a protein of 306 amino acids. The record is from RefSeq and is a predicted model, not a curated record. Gene Ontology annotation, cellular component: plasma membrane. The transcript has 3 exons. Gene Ontology annotation, molecular function: outward rectifier potassium channel activity; potassium ion leak channel activity. Gene Ontology annotation, biological process: potassium ion transmembrane transport; stabilization of membrane potential. NCBI's taxonomy places the organism in Eukaryota, Metazoa, Chordata, Actinopteri, Sciaenidae.